AUGUACGGUCGUGCAGUAGUAGUACUACUGACAAAUUUUGGCAUUGUCGCAUUUGCAAAACAUGAUUUACCUCUGGAUUUCAAUGAUAUAGUUGUUUAUGCCAAACCUGGUGAUGCGAUGCAAUUAAGUAAACUUACUGCGGAUGAAAAUGAAGAUCUGAAAAUUAACUGCGGUAGAACGCGUCGGCAAUGGCUUUCAACACCUUAUAAGAUUUCGGCUGGAUCAGCUGCAAAAUUGGGUCAAUUUCCAUGGGCUGUAGCAUUAACUACUAUAAGUCAAAAACGAUACAAUUAUUGCGGUGGAUCGAUCAUCUCAAAACGACACAUCCUUACCGCAGCACAUUGUUUCAUGAAAUAUGAAAAUGAUCAAUUACCAUGCACAACGGCUACAAAUUUGGAUGAUAUCACUGAAGUCAUAGUACGAUAUGGUGGGAUAUGUUUGCGAAGUGACUCACCACCAUGUGAUGGAAAGUUGUGCAUGACAGCAAGAAUUAAUAAAAUUGCAAUUCAUAGGCGUUUUAUGGAUGAUGGUUGUAUAGGGGGAUUUGAUUUUGCAAUCAUUGAAAUGGAAAGUGAUUUGAUGUUUGGUACUACUACCUCAGCAAUAUGCUUACCAAAUUCAUCACUUGAUCUUAACUCUGCCGAAAAUCUCUUUGAUUAUGGAUUUGGUGAUAAUGAAAAUGGAGAAAGCAUGUCGCGAUUGAAUUAUGGUAGUGCAAAAAUAAUCAGCGUUGGAGAAAAGACGGAUUUCAUUCGAGCUGGACCAAUUCAUAAGCCAAAAAAUAAAACCAUUUAUCAGGGCAUUUGUGUUGGUGAUAGUGGAGGAGGAUUACAGGGAUUUGUUAAACAACGCGUUUUUCUCCUUGGUGUACAUUCAUUUGGUCCAAAAACUUGUUAUAGUGGGUCACCGUUUACGGUAACCGAUACUCGACCUUAUGCACAGUUAAUGUGUGAUCUAACAGGGAUAUGUUAUCAUUUAUCACCAUUGAAAUGA
Molecule: messenger RNA, 993 nt
Organism: Brugia malayi
Lineage: Eukaryota; Metazoa; Nematoda; Chromadorea; Rhabditida; Onchocercidae
Product: Trypsin family protein
Exons: 8
Coding region: 1-993 (330 amino acids)
Biological process (GO): proteolysis
Molecular function (GO): serine-type endopeptidase activity
Source: RefSeq, a predicted model, not a curated record